AAUCACAUAUUUCUAAAACAAAUAACAAAAUUUUCAGAAAAUACAAUACAAAAAAAGUACUGCAGGCGUAUAAAUUGUGCCCGGCCUGUCGAACAAAGACAAAUACACGCAAAAAUACGUACCGUAAAGAGCAACAAAAAGCUCACGCAAGAUCACAUACGUCAUAUAUACAUAAAUACAUAUCCAAGUCAAGUGAACAAACGUCUCACGCAUACACAUAUACAUAUUUAAAAGUGUGCGCCAGUAAAAGCUCGCAAGCAGUCAGCAAAAGAAAGCCUUACCUACGUUUUAAACUCUUUCUUACACACUUUUCUGUACGGCACCAACAUGCAGAGCGACUUUCACAGAAUGAAGAACUUUGCCAAUCCCAAGGCCAUGUUCAAAAGCAGCGCUGUCUCCGCUAGCAGCGAAGCAGUCAAUGCAAACACAGUAGUGCCAGGACGUCCGGAGCCAGCACCGAAUGCAGCACCUAUUGUACCUCCACCAGCUGCGAAUAAGGAAGAGUCUAAAGAUUCCAGCGAACAGUCUGAUGAGGGCGCCGUGCGCACUGAGCAUCUGUUCAAGCAUCCGCUGCAAAACACAUGGACUUUGUGGUAUUUGGAAAACGAUCGCACCAAAUCCUGGGAGGACAUGCAAAACGAGAUAACCAGCUUUGACACAGUCGAAGAUUUCUGGAGUCUAUACAAUCAUAUUAAGCCGCCAAGUGAGAUUAAGCUUGGCAGCGAUUACUCGCUCUUUAAGAAGGGCAUACGCCCUAUGUGGGAAGAUGCUGCCAAUAAGCAGGGAGGUCGCUGGGUAAUAACGCUUAACAAAAGCUCCAAGAAUGAUUUGGACAACUUGUGGCUAGAUGUGCUGCUUUGUUUAAUUGGCGAGGCCUUUGAUCAUUCUGACCAGAUUUGCGGCGCUGUUGUCAACAUACGUGGAAAGAGCAAUAAGAUUUCAAUUUGGACUGCCAAUGGCAACAAUGAGGAGGCGGCUUUGGAGAUCGGACACAAAUUGCGCGAUGCUCUGCGUCUGGGACGUCAGAAUUUGCUGCAAUAUCAACUACACAAGGACACAAUGGUCAAGCAGGGCUCUAGUGUCAAAUCUAUCUACACUUUGUAAAAGAUGCCCGCGAGCCGACACACGCUACACACACAGAAUUUUUUGUGCUGCCUUUUUUAGUAGUUGGUUAAGCGUAUCUAAAAAUGAAGGAAGAGAAUACAAUACAGAGAUAAAGAAAAAAGCCGGCAUAAAUUAUCAGUGGUUCCGCUUUUUGUAGUCAAUGUCAUGGAAUAUGCGAAAAAAA
Molecule: messenger RNA, 1288 nt
Organism: Drosophila busckii
Lineage: Eukaryota; Metazoa; Arthropoda; Insecta; Diptera; Drosophilidae
Gene: eIF4E1
Product: eukaryotic translation initiation factor 4E1
Exons: 5
Coding region: 328-1104 (258 amino acids)
Biological process (GO): translational initiation
Cellular component (GO): eukaryotic translation initiation factor 4F complex; cytoplasm
Molecular function (GO): RNA 7-methylguanosine cap binding; translation initiation factor activity
Source: RefSeq, a predicted model, not a curated record